AUGCAGGAGGAAGACAGGAACGUCGGCGCCCCAGGGGCACCGAUCUCUGCUCUCCCCCCACAGGUCCCCAAGGUGUCUCCAGGUCUCCUGGCCAGCGGAUCCCUUGACAAGACUGCGAUCAACAUCGCCACAUCAAGUCUCCAGAAGCUUCGCCUGAAGCUCGUCAACGCCGGGUUCAAGGUUACAAGAAACUCAAUUUCCUCAAACGAGUGUUAUCGCCUGUCCCCGGUUCUACCAUAUAUGACUCCCAACACUUUCGACGCUCGUGGCGGACAUGGGCCAUUGGUCCCUUAUGUUUCGCGCGUCCAGCCCAAUCGAGACAUCAAGGAUCGCCCUCCGUUGGGAGAGUGCGGUCCGUUCGAUGGAUACGUCGCUUCCGACGGGUUCAGCAGCGGUACUAUGUUCACGACGCCAAAUCAAACUUUUGUACCGCAAUUCGGCUUGGCAUUUCAGGAGAUUAAAACAUUCGAUGACGGUCUUUGGGGUGCACACGAGUUAUCCAGGUGGCCACAGCAAUACCAUCCGUCCCAUAUCCACAUUGCAUGCAUCCCGCGGGAAACAAGUGUGUACGCCCCCAAGCACGACAUUCUCUGGGUGGGCUGGCUUCCAUCCUACUGGACCCGCACGGAGUCCGACUUCGGCCACGUCGGGGUGAUGGACAAGUAUGUCAUCAAGCAACUCGUUGACGCCGCCGAUGACGUCCUCCAGUCGUGCGAGGAGUGUGCGAGAGGCCCCGCCGACAUCAGGGAUAGGUUCAACGCUGUACGCCUGUGCCUGCGAAUCACCCUGGACCGCUUACGACUUCUACCUGCCGUCCGCGACGUCGUCUUCUCUCUCGCCGCCCACGUCCAGCGCCUUAUCCUGUUCCUUGCGGGGAUCCACGUCUACAUGCAGGUGGUGCUGCCAAGAUUGAACACGGGGGAAGACUACCGCCUCGAAGUCCUUGAUGUCCUGGGCGCCUACACGAACAACCCAAGCGUGGCACAGCGCCUUCAUCUCGCCGGUGUGCCGGUAUGGCUGCAGCAGGAACGUAGCGCCCCCGUUGCGGUGUACGAGUCUGUGUCCCUCAAGCGCCUUCCCUUUUGGUUCUCCUCCACCCCAUCCUUUCCCCGACUUGUUUUGGCCCGCCGUGACUUCGAGGGAAAGUUGAACGCCCCAGGAGAGUGGGUCGAAAUGAUGCUGAACACCACACAUCGGCAAUUGCUCAACGGCUCCCGCCUCGACGCGAUGCCCUCAGGAGAUGAAGACGGGUGCGCGGCGAAACGGUGGAGGGGCUCCGAGACUUCCACCCCUGGCGCGCGCGAUCCGCACGAUGCGCAAGCACUCGCACACCCCUUGGUGCCGUCGGCCCCACGUAAGGUCGCGAAGAACCCCGCGGCUCGUGCUCUAGCAGGCGCCAAAAAAGCCGAGGCCCACGCUCUCUCCGGCGCUAGGCCCGUGGAGAAGAUCCAGCCCGUCCGCUGCUUCUACGUAUCGCUGUCGGUUGCAUACGGCACGUGCUGGUUGGAAGCGCUCCGCUCGGUUGGCACGCUGUCGCAUCCACCCACGUCUCCCAAGUACUACUGGCCGCCGCCGUGGAUAUUUGACCGACUGGACAACUUCUCACCCAACGACCCAAGAGGAGCAGGAUGCUCAACGGCGCCCUUUGGGCAUUCAAGCCUGGAGGGAUCUCUUGUGGGGCGAGUAUGGCGAGCGUGGUUCCGUCAACCCGGCCGUCACGGCGAUCGCGGGCUCGUCGUCUGGUCCUCCUCGUCCCUCCCUACCGGCCGCUCUUCGGGAUCGUCUUCGACGUCGGCAAAGCACAAGCAGCCCGCCGACACAAAGCACAAGGCCAAGCGGGCGAAGGAACGAAUGAACGUCGCAUCGAUCUUCGCCGGUGCUUCGCUAGUGCGUUUCGAAAAGGGCGUCGCCGUCAAGUUCGGUGAUAGGGAGGUCACGGAGACGGACAUCCUGCAGGACGACGAACUGCUGAGGACACUAGUCUGGGAGGCCCACGAGGUCAACUGGCGGUGCGAGCUCCUCGCCCUAGACUCCGUCGUCGUCGGGUCCCGGAACUGGCCUGAAGUGGAACAAUGGUCUCGGGAGAGCCUCAUCUCCGAGGACGGCGUUCACAUCUUUCUUGUGGCUUUCGCCAGCCGACCCUGGAUGGGAGGUGGGGCGCCCACAUCUCCGAGCCCUGCUCCAUGUCCAGCAGACUUGGCCGAGGCAGCCGGCGGAACUCGCCGGCGCAUUGAAGCGCUGGAAGAUUGUGAUCCGUUUGAGUAUAGUCGCAUCCAGGCUGCAGCGGCGCAGUUCUACAUUGACACAUUCAUCCCCCCGUCUCCGGCGAGCCCGGACUUUAUACGUCUCGAAGAGCAAGAGUUCAUUGCGCAGCAGCUUGCCGAUCCCGAAGUGCAAGCGCGCUGCAGCAACGUGGGACAUACGGGUGCAAACACCGUCCGUGACAUUCUACUAACGCGUUAUAUGACACGGUUCAACCACCUGCUCCCUGGCGAGCCUGAACAGGUGUACUUGGAACGUCAGAAGCGUCAGAGGGGUCGCGGAAAACCGCGUCGGCAGGCAGAAACUGAAGCGGAGAUGAAGGAUCGCAUGACAAUGGCAGGCUCGCGUAUAUUGAACCACAUCAAGGCCUGGGUAAGGAAGAAUGUCCCGGUCGGUGACGCGUCCACGGCGUCUGCUGAAUCGGCGACCGCACCAGUGGGUGACCUCAAGCGGGAGGCCGCCCGCGACUCGGCGCAUACAGGGAGUUCCUUAACAGCGAUCACCCGACGUGCCCCAGAUGGACUCACCCUGUCGCGUCCGGAGCGUAUGGCUAAAUUCAACCGGGAGGACGUCGGGCGUUCAAAAACCUCGGUGAGGAAGAUCGGGCGUUCCUCGAGCGGCAGGUGGAGAAGAAACGCCAGGCGGUUGCGUCCAAUGACCGUCUUGACGAACUCCGCCGGCAGUUUUAAAUUUUGGUCCAGCCCUUCACCCAGCGCCACUACUGGGAAGGAUCCGACGGGCCGCUCGUUUCCUGCGGCCCUGCAAGACAGUCUCGAUGUGCAGCCCACCCGGCUGGAGUCGGAGUUCGCUCACUGGGUGCACAGGAUCUUCGACCCCCCCGCGCGCGCAGUGCUUGCAACCUCCCAACUUGGGGCACCCGCCUUGCCAAAGGCUAGCGGGUCGGGGCUGGCUACCGCCGCCAUCGCGGCGUCUAGGGCCGCUAUCGCGCCUUCGCACUCCUCUCCCGCUAGGAUGCAAUCCCCUCUGCCAGCCCAGGUGAUCUCUCUGCCAGUUGCUUCUACCUCACCACGCGCUACCGGGUUGGUAGAACCGGCCACCUCUUUCCACUCAGUCAGCGCCGUUGCGCCUGCCUCACAACACACGACCUCAGGGGGCGGCACGUCUACGCCCGCGCAUUCAUCUGACAGCGACCAUGUGGCCUCGAACAGUCCUACACUCCCAGGCCCUCCUCGUACCAGUGCUGGGUCGGUGAUGUCCGCCGAGCCUACCAACAGCAGUGGACUGGCGCAUGGGCUCGAUGCCUCCAGCCUCUCCAUACCUGUUGCCGCGCUGUCGGAGUUGGCCCCAUCGGUGGGCAGGAAAGGGCCCGUGCCACCCCGGUCUCGCCGUCCGCCGGUGACAGCGGCAUCCGUGGAGAACGGCACAUCCUCUUCCGCGAAGCCCAAUACGCGCGCUAUCAUCCCCAAACUCAAUAUGGUUAUACCGGCCGGCAGCAAAACCUCGACGAAUACCCAGAAGGCUCGCGCCCAGGCGAAGGCGUUCACAUCAAAGCCCAGCGCACGGGCCAAACGCCAGGCCAAGAUGCCAGUCGCCGCUUGUGAUCCUAAGGAGCGGCAUGCGAGGACGCUGCAGGGAGCAGCAGCGCUGCGCCGGAUGACGGAGAUCGAAACACCGCACAGGACGCCGCUGUUACUGCUGACGGGUAGUGCGGAGCCAGGGAAGCGUAAGCGCAAACGUACGGCGAGGGCGGAUGGCAAAAGCCCGGAUAUGUCCGCUGCCAAGCGGGCUCGGAAAUAG
This is a messenger RNA of Epithele typhae, 4020 nucleotides long. RefSeq lists its product as uncharacterized. The transcript has 20 exons. The coding region runs from base 1 to 4020 and encodes 1339 amino acids. The record is from RefSeq and is a predicted model, not a curated record. Lineage: Eukaryota; Fungi; Basidiomycota; Agaricomycetes; Polyporales; Epitheliaceae.